This is a messenger RNA of Phacochoerus africanus (Common warthog), 3160 nucleotides long. It is a transcript of the gene RUNDC1, whose product is annotated as RUN domain containing 1. NCBI's taxonomy places the organism in Eukaryota, Metazoa, Chordata, Mammalia, Artiodactyla, Suidae. The coding region runs from base 47 to 1888 and encodes 613 amino acids. The record is from RefSeq and is a predicted model, not a curated record. The transcript is spliced from 5 exons.
AUGGCAGCAGGGGGCGCGGCUGACGUGCAGCAGAGUUUCCUGGAAGAUGGCGGCCGUCGAAGCGGCUGCAGAGCCGGUAACGGGGGUGGCGGCCGUUGGCCCAAGAGCGAAGGACGAAGAGGAGGAGGAAGAGGAGUCGCUGUCGCCAUGCGAGGCGGUGCGCUGGGCGCCAGUGGGGGCGGUGGCGGAGACCGGACCCGGAGCGGCUGCGUUCUCGGAAGAGGUGGCGGCCGAGGAGCCCUGCGCGGCCACGGGCUCCGCGCCCGACUCCCCGGACCGGACGCUGCGGCGGCUGCGGGCCGAGCGGCGGCGGCUGGACUCGGCGCUGCUCGCUCUGUCCUCCCAUUUUGCUCAGGUGCAGUUCCGCCUGCGGCAGGUGGUGCGUGGGGCGCCAGCGGAGCAGCAGCGACUCCUCCGCGAGCUCGAGGACUUCGCCUUCCGCGGCUGCCCUCAUGUCCUGGGUUACGGGGGCAGCGAGGACCCCUCCAGUGAUGAUGCCGACGGGCUGCUGGGGGACCGGCCACGGUUGCGGGGCGAGGACCAGAGUGAGCAGGAGAAACGGGAACGUCUGGCAACCCAAAGGGAGAAGCAGAAGGAACUGAUCCUGCAGCUCAAAACCCAACUAGACGACCUGGAAACGUUUGCCUAUCAAGAGGGCAGUUAUGACUCCCUGCCACAGUCCGUGGUCUUGGAAAGACAGCGGGUGAUCAUAGAUGAGUUAAUAAAGAAACUGGACAUGAAUCUGAAUGAGGACCUCAGUUCACUGUCCACUGAGGAGCUUCGGCAGCGUGUGGAUGCAGCUGUGGCUCAAAUCGUCAACCCAGCCCGAGUGAAAGAACAGUUGGUUGAACAGCUGAAAACUCAGAUCCGAGACCUGGAAAUGUUCAUCAGCUUCAUCCAAGAUGAAGUAGGAAGCCCAUUACAGACAGAGAGCGGACACUGUGAGUGCAAGGCCAGUGGGAAGACAGGAAAUGGUUCCACCAGAACUGGCAGCAGCAGACUCCCUCCAGGAAACAGCAAAACGAAGGCAGAAGAUGUGAAGCGAGUUCGGGAGACAGGGCUGCAGCUGAUGCGGCGAGCACUGGCGGUGCUCCAGAUCUUUGCUGUUAGCCAGUUUGGUUGUGCCACGGGCCAGAUCCCACAGACCCUGUGGCCGAGGGGCCAGGCCGACAGGGACUACUCUCCCUUACUGAAGAGGCUGGAGGCAUCCGUAGACAGGGUGAAGCAGCUAGCCCUGAAGCACCAGCCGCACGACCACGUCAUCAGUUCCGCCAGCCUCCAGGACCUCUCUCUGGGAGGCAAGGAUGAGCUGACCAUGGCUGUGCGCAAGGAGCUGACUGUGGCUGUGAGGGACCUGCUGGCCCAUGGACUGUACGCCUCGUCCCCAGGGAUGAGCCUCGUCAUGGCCCCCAUUGCCUGUCUGCUGCCGGCCUUCUCCUCAGCCCCCGAGGCCAUGCACCCCUGGGAGCUCUUUGUAAAGUACUACCACGCCAAGAAUGGCCGUGCUUACGUGGAGUCCCCAGCCCGGAAGCUCUCGCAGUCCUUCGCCCUGCCUGUCAUGGGAGGCACCGUGGUGACGCCCAAGCAGAGCCUGCUGACAGCCAUCCACAUGGUGCUGACGGAGCAUGACCCUUUUAAGCGCAGUGCAGACUCCGAGUUGAAGGCCUUGGUGUGCAUGGCCCUGAAUGAGCAGCGUCUCGUGUCCUGGGUGAACCUCAUCUGCAAGUCAGGGUCGCUCAUCGAGCCCCACUACCAGCCCUGGAGCUACAUGGCACACACCGGCUUUGAGAGUGCCCUCAACCUGCUCAGCCGCCUCAGCAGCCUCAAGUUCAGCCUCCCUGUAGACCUGGCUGUGCGCCAGCUCAAGAACAUCAAAGAUGCCUUUUGAUGAGAAUGCCCUGGCCCCAGACCAGCACCGUGCUCAAGAGGGGUCGAUGGUUACUCUUACUCUUCUAGGACAAGAGCAAGGACUAGGAGGAGGGGCUAAAGACACUGUCCCUGGCCGAGUGAAGUCUGUUUUCCCCAUCACCUUAGCAUCUCUGAACGAUAUGCCGAGACCCUCUUGUUAAAUGUUCAGCCCUGGCAUGUAACCACAGUGUCCACAUGGGCACAUAGAUUUGCGCCUGUGGCAAAGAAGUCAGUCACAGCAUACUCUCGUCAUGCCACGUCUGAUUUUUAGAAAACCCGGUUGCUCUAAGCAUGCUCUUUGUGGUGGUGAGUGAUAGCACAAGGGAGUUGCCGGUCCUAGAAAACAGUCACCCUAAGGCCCCCCUGAGUCAGGCCGGAAGCCUUCACUUGAAGCAGGUUUGAGGCAGCCCUGGGUCAGAAUUGGAAUUCCUUUUGGGAACACCGAUGCCCCUUUCUUCCUGACCCAAGGUCAGGGGAGGUUGUGUAUGUCCCAUAGUUGCGUCUAACACUGAGGCACAACCGUGGUCAGCUCUUCCUUGCCUCCCAGAGAGAGGCCCUGGAGGCUGGCGGAGCUGACUUCGUGGCCAUGUGGCUGGUGCCUCGGGGCUAGAGCAGGAGUGGGAAUCCUGUGAACAGCGUUUCUGAGGGUGUUAGCCACAAGGCGACUUUCACAUGAGCCGCUUGUCACGUAGAGGUAAGAGCUGAAACCUGUCCUGACAAAGUGGCCCCUUUCCUCACGGCCCAGACGAUGGUCUUUGGGUGUUGGAGCUGGUCCUUAAUGAGGACAAUCACCUCUGAUACCAUGUCCUCUGGCAAGUAACCUUUCCCCUGCGCUCCUCCCAGUGAGACAUAGACACAGACGUCUCAGAAGGAAAUGGGUUCCAGGUCUGCACCACUUGUCCAGGAGGCUGGCUGGUGGAGGCGGUCUGGAGGUACCACAGCGAGGGCAGGAACCACAGCGCAUCACUGGCGACAGAUGGGGGCUCAGCAUUUCCCUGCAAGACUGCCCCUCAAUUGGUCCGACUUGGUCUACUUUAGCCCUUCUUAGUUCAUUUUGCUCUUCAGCUUGCAUACUGCCCUGGGACUGACUGAAGAUAAGCAGAGUGUAUCACCUUCUGGAAAAACUAAAUGAGUUCCCAGCACUACCGAUUCAGCGUCACUUCAUGUAUUAAAUUGCCAGCUGCACUUUGUGUCUGCACUAUUAUGUAGUGCAUUUUAACUUAAUUUUUUCAGUAAAAUAUUAUUUAAGAUA